Molecule: messenger RNA, 489 nt
Organism: Pochonia chlamydosporia 170
Lineage: Eukaryota; Fungi; Ascomycota; Sordariomycetes; Hypocreales; Clavicipitaceae
Exons: 1
Coding region: 1-489 (162 amino acids)
Source: RefSeq, a predicted model, not a curated record
AUGAACCAGUCACGGGCGGCAAGGCGGAGAAUUACCCGGGUUCAUUGCAGUCGUCGUCAAUGGCCACGCCACGCUACACAUGUGCUUGUCCUUGUGCUUGUUGCGUCAGACGCAGUCAGGAACGGAACGGACACACGGUCCAAAGAUCAGCCCAGCUCACACAAAAGCCUUGAGAUUGGACGGCUCCCGGUCUUGAAGAUUCGAGGAGCAGAUGUCCAAGAGCCGCUAGCCGAGGUCAACAGACCCACUUGUCCGGCGACGGAGACUCGAUCUCAUCUGUUUCAAUGUGUAUAUAGAGCUGUGGUGUUUUCAUCUAGUUCGCGACACAUACAAAUUUUGUAUUCUAAUUUCCUUCCAACUUGCCACGACUCUCUCACCCUAGCCUCAAUUAGUGGUAUCCGCGGACUCAGAUCAACAAAUCCGCAAAGAACCGAGCUGGAGAGGCUCAUCAACCCAUACCACACCGCCGUCCAAACUUCUCACCUUUGA